AUGGAGAUCGAGGAAGAACCCUGCAGAACGAGAGAUGAAGAUACAGAGGAACAAAUAGAUCUGAUGGAACAAAAUGAAGUGGAGGAGAAACACCAUCAGUUUCAGAAACCUCAACAAAACACUCAAAGAAGAGGAGAGAAAUGUUCUUGCACCUGCUCUCAGUGUGGAAAGAGCUUCACAACUAAAUCAAGCUUGAAGACGCACAUGAGAAUCCACACCGGAGAGAAACCCUUCACAUGCCGUCAGUGUGGAAAGAGCUUCCCACGGGAAACUAUUCUCAAAACUCACCAGAGAGUUCAUACUGGAGAGAAACCGUACAAGUGCUCACACUGUGGAAAGAGUUUCGCUCAGUCAGGAUCCUUAAAACAACAUGAGAGAAUUCAUACUGGAGAGAAACCGUACAAGUGCUCACACUGUGGAAAGAGUUUCGCUCAGUCAGGAUCCUUAAAACAACAUGAGAGAAUUCAUACUGGAGAGAAACCGUACAAGUGCUCUUUAUGUGGACAGAGUUUCAGCCGAUCAUCUGUUAAAUCAAGCUUGAAGAAUCACAUGAGAAUCCACACCGGAGAGAAACCCUUCACAUGCCGUCAGUGUGGAAAGAGCUUCACAUGGGAAACUAGUCUCAAAACUCACAUGCUGUUUCACUCAGGAAAAAGAUCAUUCGGCUGUGAUCAGUGUGACAAGACAUUUAUUGUGGCAGAGCACCUGAAAAGACACAUGAAAAUCCAUGCAGAUGUGAAGCCUCAUGUGUGUUCUGUUUGUGGAAAGAGUUUUUCACUGCUGGAACAUUUAAAAAAGCAUGGGAUUAUUCAUACUGGUGUGAGACCUUAUAUGUGCUUUGACUGUGGGAAGAUCUUCUCUAGAUACGGUGACUUAAAACAACACCAGAGAGUUCAUACCGGAGAGAAACCGUACAAGUGCUCUUUAUGUGGAUUGAGUUUCACCCGAUCAUCUAGUCUACAGACUCAUGAGAAAAAGCAUUGUCCAAAGUUAUCUAAGUGAGCAAAGUUCACAUUUAGAUCCA
Molecule: messenger RNA, 1024 nt
Organism: Rhinichthys klamathensis goyatoka
Lineage: Eukaryota; Metazoa; Chordata; Actinopteri; Cypriniformes; Leuciscidae
Product: zinc finger protein 239-like
Exons: 4
Coding region: 1-1002 (333 amino acids)
Biological process (GO): regulation of transcription by RNA polymerase II
Molecular function (GO): DNA-binding transcription factor activity, RNA polymerase II-specific; RNA polymerase II cis-regulatory region sequence-specific DNA binding
Source: RefSeq, a predicted model, not a curated record